Messenger RNA from Eucalyptus grandis, 1229 nucleotides. RefSeq lists its product as uncharacterized. Gene Ontology annotation, molecular function: protein binding. The record is from RefSeq and is a predicted model, not a curated record. The transcript is spliced from 5 exons. Lineage: Eukaryota; Viridiplantae; Streptophyta; Magnoliopsida; Myrtales; Myrtaceae. The coding region runs from base 1 to 1161 and encodes 386 amino acids.
AUGCCAGAGACGGAGGACGCCAUCGGCGGCGGCGGCACGGAGUCGAAGCUGAUGACGAGUUCGUCAGAGAGAGGGACGCAAUCGAACGGAGGUCCAGAAGUUGCCGAGAGACCAACGCGAGCACAAAACUUGUGCUCGAUCUCCGCGUUGGAAACGAUUGGAGGUGGAGGGGGUUGGGACCAGCUGCGACUGGCGGCGCUCUUGGACGAGGCGACGUGCCAGAGGCAGAUGGCGGCGAGGCUUUGGGGAGGCGGAGCCGGAGCCGGAGCCGGAGACGGAGGCGGAAGUGGAAGGGGUGGGAUGCGCGGAGAAGAAACAGAGGAGGUCUCGAUUGUUAUCUCGAGCCGAGCCAAGCCAGCCGAGAGAACCAGCCUCUCCAUUUUCCGGCGGGUCCCUCACAGGACGCGUGUCGAUAUCUGGGUGACUAAUCAGGAGAGCAAUCCAAUGUCGCCAGAACCAAGUGAGAAACAGCGAAAGUCGGAUCAUGCAGAACCAUCAGCAGAAAAAGAAAAUCAGUUUGAGAAGGACUUUGUGCUCACUCUUUCUCCAACAUUUAUUGAAGAUGUUCGUUUAAGCGUUCCAUCAGAUCCUUCUCAAUCAAGAGGUGCUUCAGAAAAUUUCGAAGAGGAAGUGGAUGAACCCUAUUACCGACUGCUGCAAGCUGCAUUCAAGGGCGACUGGGAAUCCGCUACAAGAUUUUUCAAACAAGAUGCUGCUUCAAAAACGGCCAAAAUAACAAGCAGAUCAGAAACAUUGCUUCACAUUGCCGCUUUGAGUGCACGUGACCAAUUUUUGGAGAACCUGGUUGAGCUCUUGUAUCCGAAUCCAGAAGCGCUUGAAAUGGUUGAUUGUGAUGGCCGCACAGCCCUCCACAAUGCUGUUCUGUGUGGAAGGAUAAGGAUGGUGAAGACAUUAGUUAGAAGUAAUCCUAAGUUGACGCAACUUGCAGAUAAGGAAGGACGCGUUCCUUUGAGAAUAUCUGCUCUGGAAGCUUCCAUGCAUAAGGAUAUCACCUGGUUCCUGGCGAAAAAUACGACAGACGAUGGGCCAAGUCAUCCCUUCAGCAGUCCCGAUACAAUUGAGAUAUUAAUAGAAAUCACCAACGCUGGUCAUCAUGGUAAGAUCACCAUGACCAUUUAUCUCAAUUCCAUCUAUUUUUAGCUUCGUUCUAGACUGGCUUAGUUUCCUGAUCAACUUUGCUGGUGAAUGCCAAUAGAUAUCACCCUUUA